Messenger RNA from Cladophialophora carrionii CBS 160.54, 2235 nucleotides. RefSeq lists its product as uncharacterized. Lineage: Eukaryota; Fungi; Ascomycota; Eurotiomycetes; Chaetothyriales; Herpotrichiellaceae. Gene Ontology annotation, cellular component: sno(s)RNA-containing ribonucleoprotein complex. The record is from RefSeq and is a predicted model, not a curated record. Gene Ontology annotation, molecular function: RNA binding. Gene Ontology annotation, biological process: ribosome biogenesis; box H/ACA snoRNP assembly; pseudouridine synthesis. The coding region runs from base 1 to 2235 and encodes 744 amino acids. The transcript has a single exon.
AUGGACGCAGAAGACUUCCCCACCUCUCCGGCCAAGCGCCAGAGGACGGCCUCGCCAGAAGCGACCGAACCCGACGUCCACCAUCCUGAGUCCUUACCCGCAGUCAAUGGCGCACUUGAACCCCAACACAACCCUUCAGCGCAAGCGCAGGAGCAAGAGCUGGAGCCCGUGGGGACGGUGCAGUCGAGGGAAAACAAGCCUCAAGACGUAGCGUCGGAGGAGCCACCUUCGAAUUCACUCCUAGACGUGUUGAUGCAGCAGGUCGAGGCCGAGUCCAGUUCGAAUCCUCCCGCGAGAGUCGAAGACUCGCUGUCUGUGAGCCAUGUUGGCGCUUCAACAGGGGGCAAAGAUGAAGGCUUGGCCAGCACUGAUGGUCAUGACCUGACAACUACUGCAAAUGAAGAGAUGGCAGCAAGUGUCGUGCAUAACGCCGUGGAGCCGAUGCAGCUGACGGACGGGUUUCUACCCGCUACAACUGAACAGGUCGUCCCAGGUACCAAUCCCUCCGUAUCGGCCGUGGGGGAUGCGAUGGAUGCUCCUGUUUUCGUCGAUCACAAUUCUAUGGACGCCAUACCCCCAGAACCAACGGCCGUACCUGAAGAAGCCGGGGGCGCUGAGUGGGAAGUUGACUCCUCACCAUAUAACUCUUCCUCAGAAUCCGAUACUUCCUCCGACGACAGCUCCUCAGAAGAGGACAGCGACAAUGACGCUGACGGUGACUAUGCCAUGCUAGAUCCCGAGGAGGCCGCACGAAUCCUCAUGCAGGCUGACGGCGGAUCCGACGAUGAAGAGGGACCACGGAAGAAAGAAGGUGGUCCACUGCGGACGGCUAAUGAGCGCAUGGAAGAAGUCAUCCCCAAGCCUGACAUCGUCGUAACCGACGACAUGAAGAUUGAAGAGCUAGGCAGCGUGGAGUUUGUGGUCGAGAGUACAGUGGUUAUCAAGGCCAAGACGUCAGGGGAGUAUCGCGUCCUAGAGGCUGGCUCCUUGAUAUGUCUCAAAGAUCGAUCGGUCGUGGGUGUGGUUGCCGACUUGAUCGGGCGAGUCGAGGAACCCAGAUACACCAUACGAUUCACCAACGAUGACGCUAUCAAAGAAGCUGGCCUGUGGGAGUCUGGAACGACGGUGUAUUAUGUUCCUGACCACUCGACCUUUGUUUUUACUCUUCCUUUAAAGGCCAUCAAGGGAAGCGACGCAUCCAAUUUCCAUGACGAAGAAGUGGGUGACGACGAGAUGGAGUUCUCGGAUGACGAAGCCGAGGCCGAGCACAAACGCCAGAUGAAAGCCAAAAGGCAGGGUCGGUCGUUGGAGACUACAGGCAGAGGAGGUCGCGGUGGCCCUAAAUUUCUCAGGGGAGCACAUCGUGGCGGUGGUGGGGGUAGAGGAGGACACUAUACCGGCAACGGCUCUGGCAGUGCUGACGGCUCAGCCUACGGCAGUGGCUCCCUGGAGAUGAACUACGAUGAUGUCUCGAUGCCCAGCACCACCGAAGAUGGCUAUACGCCUCUGCAGCGGCCCGCUGACUUGACGGACAUGAUGGCCAGAGGAGAACAACGGCCAGAACGUGGCGGACCACAUGCCUUGCCACCACCGCCACCACCGUCACAUUUUAGGGGAAGCGGCGACUUUCGCGGGCGUGGCAGGGGAUACGGCAGAGGAGGACGAGGCGCGUUUCGAUCGAAUCGUGGUCGCGGUGGCUUCAAUCAGCCUCGCGACAAUCAUUUCAAUCAAGAUAAUGCUUCAGCCCAUCAACAGAACGGCUUUCCACAACAACACGGCUAUUCUCACCAGAACCAUUUCACAGCGCCACCCAUCCCGAACAUCAACGUUCCCACCACACCGUCCAUAACACCGCAAAGCGUCACAUACCCGCCGAUGACCCCCUCGCCCAUCACACCACUACCAAAUGUAUCAUUCAACUUCGGCCGCGGGUUCCCAGCGGCUUCCACAUUCCCCUCCUUCCCGCCUCCACCUCCGGGCAUGCCGGGCUUCCCUCCUCCACCACCUUUCCAACACAACUUCAACUUCCAGCAUCAGCAGCAGCAACAUCAACAGCAGACACAUCAAUCCCAACAUCAGCAUCAACAUCAGUCUCCACCUCAACCCUCCUAUGGUGCAAACUCGACCGCAGGCGACGGACAAAAUACCUACCUGUCUGGAGCUUGGGCUAACAACCCAACCGUUGCGGCGGCUCUGCAGAGGCAGAUCGAAGAGCACAGGAGAAACCAUGGGUGA